AUGGAUUCGACGCUUACCGGUUCAGUUGCCUUUCCGCACUCUCAUCGACAGAAGCCGCUGAGCGGUCGAAAUGGCGGCCCAGCCGCACCCCGCACCACUGAAGCUUCCGAGAUUAUUUCGACAGGUGGUAAAGUCGACCACCACGGUGGUAAAAUUGCCGUGGGUGAAAACGUUAACCCGAAAGCGAAAGUAAAGUGCACCUGUGGUAACAUGAUACAUCCGUCCAGCCUGGAAAGACACUUGAAGACGCACAAGUUCCACAACCCUGUAGGGGGCUUCGUAUGUGAUGGAUGCCAAGCUCGCUUCACAAGGAAAGAAUCCCUCAAGCGCCAUAUCGAAAAAGCUACUUGUCACCAAGCUCGCCGCGAGGUUGGCGUGGAUGAUGACUAUUCACUUCCCUCUGUUCGCUCAUCGACCAAGCGUAAAAGGGAGAGCUCUGGCUCCAGCACCAAGACGCCGGCGACACCAGAAACAAUGCUUCACAGGGGCAAGAUACAUCACGGUACUCCUAUUAUUUCUCGUGCGCGGCCUUCUACAUCUUCACGUGUCGAAGUCGAAAGGACCAUCCAGCCCGUAAACCAACCCGUGGCCCGCUCCAGCCCAGCUGCCUCCGCCCAAUUCGAGGAGGAGGGGGAGGGGGAUGAUGAUUAUGACGUUUACGACGACGACGUGGAGGAAGACAACGAGGACGACAACGAUCACGAUACUGACUACGAUGAUGAUUUUAAUGCCUCUAACCACGAUAAUGUCGACGAAGAUGAGGACCAGUCCGAAGAAGACGAAGACGAUUUAGACAGUGAUGUCGCUAAGCCUCCGAGCCGGUCCAUUGAAGUACCAGAACUCCUUCCUGUCGUCGACAUGAGCAUCAACCCCGCCCUCGCUGACUUCCUCCUCGAAUAUGGCAUUGACGAAGACGACGAACCUUUCGAUCCCCUCUACUUCAGCACUAGCGAAGUCGCGCUCAUGACCAAUCCCUACUACCAAAAUGAUACGUAUAUCCACUUUUGA
Pleurotus ostreatus (oyster mushroom) is the source of this 1008-nucleotide messenger RNA. RefSeq lists its product as uncharacterized. The transcript is spliced from 3 exons. The record is from RefSeq and is a predicted model, not a curated record. Bases 1 to 1008 code for a protein of 335 amino acids. Lineage: Eukaryota; Fungi; Basidiomycota; Agaricomycetes; Agaricales; Pleurotaceae.